GGCUUCACAAGAGCCGGGGCUUUUCUUCCCGCAGCUUGCAAGGAUCUCUGGUUUUGGCAAAACAGUUCUGAGGAAACAAUGGCCAACUUUUCCUUAUGGGCAACUCUCGGAUUAUGUUUGCUGAAGCUUUGUCUAGCAGAGACACAAUUCAAUGUAAGUUGCAGAUAUGGAGGAGUUUUUCAUGUUGAGAAAAAUGGUCGCUACAGUCUCACACGACCUGAAGCAGUUGAACUCUGCAGAGCUCUCAAUAGUACCUUAUCAACACUGGAGCAGUUGAAGAAAGCCCAUGAACUUGGAUUUGAAACUUGCAGGUAUGGUUUUGUAGUGGGGAAUAUUGUUAUCCCACGGAUCAACCCCUAUCAUCUUUGUGCAGCAAAUCAUACUGGCAUUUACAAACUUUCGGCAAACACAACUGGUCGGUAUGAUGCAUACUGCUACAAUGCGACAGAAACAAGGGACAAAGCGUGUGAGCCAAUUGAAAGACUAGAUACUUCUUUCCUCAAUAAUCAGGGUGAAAUAGUCAUUGACAAUGCAGAUGGCUCACGUUACAACGCAGAUGGCACGCGACAUAGCGGAGACUCCUCCACCUCAGGUGUGGAUGAUGAAAAUAUAGGUAGUGGAUCAACACAUGACACAACUCCCGUGGAUACCACCACCAGGAGAUCCAGCCCCUCAUAUUACGGAAGUGUUACUCCAGUCUCACAGCUGCCAGACCAUUCUUCUGGAGGGGGUGAAAAAGAAAUUCCGAGAGAAGAUUCUGAUGAUGAAACUUCUUCUGUAUCAACUGACAUCCCUUUGGUGUCGACGGCUGAUGAUUACCCUGAAAAAGAUGGUGGACAGUAUCCUGCGAAUACUAGUAAGAUAUAUGUAUUACAAUAACUGCAUCAAAUAUAGAGAGCAUUAAAACUGCUUUCUUCUUCCAGCAGGACAUUCUGGUAAGUGGUUAAGUAUGCAUCAUCUCUAAUUCUGGGACGACAUUGAAAGACAGUACUUUCUAGACUGGUUAUGUGAGAAAUAAACUUCACGCUCUG
This is a messenger RNA of Eurypyga helias (sunbittern), 1031 nucleotides long. RefSeq names its product CD44 antigen-like. Lineage: Eukaryota; Metazoa; Chordata; Aves; Eurypygiformes; Eurypygidae. Gene Ontology annotation, biological process: positive regulation of ERK1 and ERK2 cascade; cell adhesion; inflammatory response. Gene Ontology annotation, cellular component: macrophage migration inhibitory factor receptor complex; plasma membrane; basolateral plasma membrane. The record is from RefSeq and is a predicted model, not a curated record. Bases 79 to 879 code for a protein of 266 amino acids. Gene Ontology annotation, molecular function: cytokine receptor activity; hyaluronic acid binding. The transcript has 6 exons.